Molecule: messenger RNA, 1542 nt
Organism: Eupeodes corollae
Lineage: Eukaryota; Metazoa; Arthropoda; Insecta; Diptera; Syrphidae
Product: mucin-2-like
Exons: 1
Coding region: 34-1509 (491 amino acids)
Source: RefSeq, a predicted model, not a curated record
UUUAUAUUAUAGUUUUGUCUUAAAGUUCACAAAAUGAAGUUGGUUGCGGCAGUUAUCCUGCUGUUGAGCUUUAUUGAUGCUGAAGCAAAUCAAUCGCCCGAGUUUGGAAAUUCAAACUCCUUGCCAGAACUUAUUAGAACAUUAAAUGGAAAUAUUCGUGAGAAGAGGCAUAUUUUGAGACCUGUAUUGCCCCAUAGACCAAUUCUUCCUCCAUAUCGUCCGCCAAUAAUUCCGCCACCAUUUUGGCCAAGACCUCCAUUACCAAUAUGGACAACAACUACAACACGUAAACCUAAGACUACAAAGCGAAAAACUACAACGACUAAGCCUAAACCUACAACUGCUAAGCCAAAACCGACCAGGACAACCCCGAAAAAACCAGCAACAACAUCAAAACCGAAACCCACAACGCAUAAGCCGAAACCAACUACCGCAAGACCCAAGCCGACUAUAAAACCAACUCCCAAGAAAACAACAACCACUUCAAGGCCCCCAACUACAACACCUAAACCAAAACCAACUACUUCUAGACCAAAGCCUACCAUUGGAACGACUCCCAAGAAAACAACAACCACAUCAAGGCCUGCAACUACAACGCUUAAGCCAAAACCAACUACUACUGGACCAACUACUAAGCCAAAACCGACCAUAAAAACGACAACCAAGAAACCACCAAUUACUUCAGGACCAAUUACAACAACUACAAAAAAUCCGACAGUUAAACCUAAUCCACCACCAAUUGGACCAACACCAAGUACUGCAAAACCAGCAACAUCAAGCGUUCAACCGGUUUCAACUACUUCCGUAAUACCUAGCUCAACUACACCAUGUCUUACUACUGAAGAUACCCCAGUAACAACUGCAGAAAAUGAAUCUACAGAAAUCUCUACAACAGAAGCGCAGGAUACGGAAACACCGUCAGCAGACGAGCCAAACACUUCUGAGAGUACAACAGAAACAGAAAUAACGAGUGAAGAGCCUACGACUGAGGAAACAACAGAACCUGAAACUACUGAAAGCCAGGAAGUAACUGAAGAUUCAAAAACCACUGGAAAUGAUGAAUCAACGGAAGAGCAAGAAUCAACAACAGCUUCAGAGCCAACGUCAGAAGCAUCUACAUCAGAAAAUGUACCAUCAACCGAAAGUGAAGAGCAGCAACCAACAUCGACCGAAGAACCAGAAACGUCUGAAUCAAUAACAGUGGAAAAUGAACCAUCACCAUCAACGACGGAAAAAUCAACUCCUACUGAAAGCCAAAGCUCAACCACCCAAAAAGUAACCACAGAAGCACAACAACCAUCCACGGAGGACCCAAUAUCUAGUGAAAGUCAGCAAUCCACGGAAACAACACAGACCAAUAGUAGUACACAGCGAUCGACAACAGAGGGCGUUCAACCAACAGGAGUAACAGAAUCAACAACGUCAAAGCCAUCUUCACCUCCCCCAUGUGGUUAUCCAAUCUUCUCAUAUAUUUACAUUACUUUCUGGCCAUUUUGUUGUCAACAAUAAUUGAGAUUAAAAUGAAAACAUAAUCUUGCAGUA